AUGCUAUCUAUCUUAGUCUGUCCAUAUCUAUCUAUCUAUCUUAUCUGUCCAUAUCUAUCUAUCUAUUUAUUUAUCUAUCUUAGUCUGUCGAUAUCUAUCUAUUUAUCUAUCUUAGUCUGUCCAUAUCUAUUUAUCUAUCUUAUCUGUCCAUAUCUAUCUAUCUUAGUCUGUCCAUAUCUAUCUAUCUUAGUCUGUCCAUAUCUAUCUAUCUAUCUUAGUCUGUCCAUAUCUAUCUAUCUUAUCUGUCCAUAUCUAUCUAUCUAUCUUAGUCUGUCCAUAUCUAUCUAUCUUAGUCUGUCCAUAUCUAUCUAUCUUAUCUGUCCAUAUCUAUCUAUCUAUCUUAGUUUGUCCAUAUCUAUCUAUCUAUCUAUCUUAGUCUGUCCAUAUCUAUCUAUCUUAUCUGUCCAUAUCUAUCUAUCUAUCUAUCUUAGUCUGUCCAUAUCUAUCUAUCUAUCUAUCUCUCUUAGUCUGUCCAUAUCUAUCUAUCUAUCUUAG
This is a messenger RNA of Acanthosepion pharaonis, 495 nucleotides long. The record is from the annotation of a GenBank genome assembly. Lineage: Eukaryota; Metazoa; Mollusca; Cephalopoda; Sepiida; Sepiidae.